Messenger RNA from Melitaea cinxia (Glanville fritillary), 3069 nucleotides. It is a transcript of the gene ClC-c, whose product is annotated as H(+)/Cl(-) exchange transporter 3. NCBI's taxonomy places the organism in Eukaryota, Metazoa, Arthropoda, Insecta, Lepidoptera, Nymphalidae. Gene Ontology annotation, cellular component: synaptic vesicle; membrane; early endosome. Bases 1 to 2184 code for a protein of 727 amino acids. Gene Ontology annotation, biological process: transmembrane transport; chloride transport. The transcript is spliced from 14 exons. The record is from RefSeq and is a predicted model, not a curated record. Gene Ontology annotation, molecular function: voltage-gated chloride channel activity.
AUGGAUUCCUCAACAGUGUCUAAUACUGAUGAUAUAGAAUUCCUAUGUAGUGAUGUAGGGGACGCAGUUUUAUUCUCCGGUAUGCAAGUGUCUUACAUCCAGGGAGCUCACGACGCAUGGUCGGGAUGGGUGUGCGUUCUCCUCGUUGGUGUCUGUACUGGCGUUGUGGCGGGUGUGAUAGACAUAGGCGCGUCUUGGAUGACUGAUCUGAAGUUCGGCAUAUGUCCGCAGGCGUUCUGGUUCAAUAGGGAACAGUGCUGCUGGUCGAACGAUGAAAUUACCUUCGAUCACGGGAAUUGCUCUGAGUGGAUGACCUGGCCCCAACUGUUCGGUGAAUCUCGCGAUGGACCCGGAGCCUAUAUCAUCAGUUACUUAUUCUACAUAAUAUGGGCCUUGCUCUUUGCCGCUCUAUCUGCAUCCCUUGUGCGAAUGUUCGCUCCAUACGCCUGUGGAUCAGGUAUCCCUGAGAUAAAGACCAUUCUGAGUGGUUUCAUCAUCAGAGGCUAUCUCGGCAAAUGGACACUCAUCAUUAAAGUUGUGGGUUUGAUUCUGUCCGUAUCAUCAGGACUGUCACUGGGGAAGGAAGGUCCUAUGGUCCACAUAGCAAGUUGCUUAGGUAAUAUUCUGUCGUACUUGUUUCCAAAGUAUGGUCGCAACGAAGCUAAAAAGCGUGAGAUAUUGUCUGCUGCUGCCGCUGCAGGAGUUUCAGUGGCCUUCGGAGCACCUAUCGGAGGAGUUCUUUUUAGUCUUGAAGAGGUAUCAUAUUAUUUCCCAUUGAAAACUCUAUGGCGGUCGUUCUUUUGCGCCCUGAUAGCUGCUUUCAUACUACGUUCAAUCAAUCCGUUUGGUAACGAACAUUCGGUGCUUUUCUUUGUGGAGUACAACAAGCCUUGGAUAUUCUUUGAGCUGAUACCAUUCGUGGGACUCGGAAUUAUAGGCGGUUGCAUUGCAACGAUAUUUAUAAAGGCGAAUAUCUACUGGUGCCGAUACCGCAAGUAUUCAAAACUGGGUCAGUACCCCGUCACCGAAGUGUUAGUAGUUACGUUGGUCACUGCUAUCAUCGCUUAUCCCAACCCUUACACAAGGAUGAACACCAGUCAGCUGAUUUAUCUGCUAUUCAACCAGUGUGGUAUUUCUAACUCGGAUCCACUGUGUGAUUAUAACCGCAACUUCACGGAUGUAAACUCUGCGAUAGAGAAAGCUGCGGCUGGACCGGGUGUCUACCAAGCGAUAUGGCUGCUACUACUCGCUUUGAUCUUGAAACUAGUCAUGACUAUAUUUACAUUCGGUAUUAAAGUACCGUGUGGAUUGUUUAUACCGAGUCUCGCGUUGGGUGCCAUCGCUGGCAGGAUUGUUGGCAUUGGUGUGGAACAACUGGCUUACAAUUACCCAAAGAUCUGGCUGUUCUCCGGGGAGUGCUCGACGGGUGACGACUGUAUAACACCAGGUUUAUACGCUAUGGUGGGAGCGGCGGCUGUACUGGGGGGAGUAACUAGAAUGACUGUAUCCCUAGUGGUGAUAAUGUUCGAGUUAACCGGUGGUGUGCGGUACAUUGUACCACUGAUGGCAGCGGCUAUGGCCUCCAAGUGGGUGGGCGAUGCUUUGGGAAGGCAGGGGAUAUACGAUGCUCACAUAGCUUUGAAUGGAUAUCCGUUCUUGGACAGUAAAGAUGAGUUCCAACAUACAUCUUUAGCAGCGGACGUCAUGCAACCUAAACGCAAUGAAACCCUGGCGGUCAUCACUCAAGACUCCAUGACAGUGGAUGAUGUUGAAACUCUAUUGAAGGAAACAGAGCACAAUGGCUACCCAGUUGUGGUAUCCAAGGAGUCACAGUAUUUGGUCGGAUUUGUUCUGCGCAGGGAUCUUAAUCUCGCUAUCGCAAAUGCACGUCGAACGAUGGAAGGCAUCACCGGUCAGUCAGUGGUUAUAUUCGCUGGUCCAGUCCAGCCUCAGCCCGGUGGACCGCCCAGUCUACCGCUAAACCGUAUACUGGAUAUGGCCCCAAUUACAGUAACGGAUCAGACUCCCAUGGAAACAGUAGUGGAUAUGUUCAGGAAGCUUGGCUUGAGGCAGACCUUGGUUACUCAUAAUGGUCGUCUCUUGGGUGUUAUCACAAAGAAGGAUGUUCUGAGGCACGUGAAACAGAUGGACAACGAGGACCCCAACUCCGUCUUGUUUAAUUAAAACGGUAACCAAGUAUACAAAAACAUAAAUAAUUUAAUCAGUAUAUUAAAUCUUACUUUAUCUAAAUAUAUAUUUAAUGGUGAUUGAUAAAGACUAGGCAUCAUACACUGAAAAGAUUUUAUAAAGUGUUUUAAACAUAUUUUACACGAUCAAUAUAGACUUAUAGAAAUAAAUGCUAUUAAUGUUGCUUGAAGUAAUCUAUCAUCUUAUCAUCAGAGUAGCAAUAUUGUAUAUUGAGAAAAUAUUUAGGAAUAGAUCACUUAAAUUAUAUGUAUAUAUGCAAAAAGUAGUGAAAAUAGUAAUUUUACAAUUGGUGUGUUAGUCUUCUAAUUCGCUUAACAUUUUUCAAAGUAUUUUAUUUAAAAAUUAAUAUUUUCUAAAUUAAUUUAUAUUGCUUUUUUUACAUUGUAUCAUGUUUAAUCAAAUUUAAGGAUGUAUGAAAUUAUUCUUUACAUAUUUGUAAGUAGAAGCGUUUUUAUACUGGAAUGAUUAGUGUAAUAAAUCAUACAAACAAUAUUCCCAAUCAAAUAUUAACGAGAGGCGAUUUAAAUAAAAUUGUUAAUAAAUAAAUAAAAUCAAUAUAAGAAAGGUAGAUUAAUUGACAUGAAAUGUGUCUUCGAAAAUAGAAUAUCUGAACGAACACAAGUCAAUUACAAAUAAAUUAUCGAGAUAAACGAAUGUAACAUUUCGAAGAAUUUUACUACUUAGAUGUUCAUAAAUCAUUUUAAAAUUGCAUUAAUCUGGGCAAAAUAUUUUAAAAGAAAAUUGCUUAUAUCGUUCUCAGUUUUUCUAAGUACCUCAAUAGAGUGCAAUUUCGUAUUAAUUUAACCUGUAGCUUAAAUUAUUUUAUAUAUCUAAGUUUAAAUAAAAAGAUUCAACAUAUUA